AUGGCGCCUCCCAAUGUAUGGCCGUGCCGAAAGCCCCGAAAGCGACUUGUGUGUUUACUCAGCCGGCGGGCUGCAGUGAUCUUUCUUGUGGGCCUGAUUGCUCUCUGCGGCCGCCAAGACCUCGCUCCUUGUGGCGCGACCCAGGUGAGUCCGGUAGGACAAAAAGCCAUUUGCGACGAAACGGGAGGAGCGACCACGUGCACAUGCGAAGGAGUCACCCCCCCGCCAUCCGAACACGGGACCGCAACGCUCUCAGAGAAAGCGACUACGCUGCACAUCCUUUGUAAAAAAGGCCUCACCUGCGCCCCAGACAAACUCGGGAGCACGAAAGUGUGCGACGGCACCGCGUCAGCCGUUCAGAACUGCGCCAGCCGCGAUGAGGGAGGCGGAAAAUGCGUCGAUCUCUCCGAUAUUUUUGUUGGGGCUUCCACACUCGCGUGGGCAAGUGGAAAUGAAUCAGAUGGCAGUACCCCUAAAUCUCUAGUUGUCACUAAAGCCAACCUCCCUUUUGUGGACAAGAAGUUCGUGGUCGGUUGUGUCAAAGGUGAGAAUGCUGCUUGCACUGUGGCGGUGGCGGUCAACGCAAGACCGACAGAGAAGACAGGCCAGACCGUCACUUGCGCAUAUGGAGAGAACAGCAACCUCACGCCCCAGACGGUGGCACUGAACCCGUCAAACAGGAGCUUCACUCUGGUGUGCGGCGAGGACGGAGAAGUGGUGCCUGCGAACUACCAGGCGUCGUUCUGCCCUGUUGGUGCAGAAAAGAGGGACGACCAGAGCGGUGCGUGCACCGAGAGCUACUCACAGAUUCUGCCCGCAUAUGAGACUAGUUGGUGGAGAAACGAUGGAGGAAAGUCUUCAUAUACGCUCACCAUUCCGGCGGACAAGUUCCCGGAGACUGAGGCGAAACUGAACAUUCGUUGCCAGAAGAAGGGUGCUUCAAGCAGCAACCGGAGUGAGGUGCCAGCUACACCGAACCCGAGCGUGUGCAGCGUUGAUGUGACAAUUGAGGGUGUUGGGAAAGAUGUUUCAUCGUCUGCCUCCGCCUUCGGGUGCCUGAGCCGUUUGGUUGCUCUUGCCGCUGUCAGUUGUGCCGCUUUCCUCUGUCGUAUUUGA
Messenger RNA from Besnoitia besnoiti, 1116 nucleotides. RefSeq names its product SAG-related sequence. The record is from RefSeq and is a predicted model, not a curated record. Bases 1 to 1116 code for a protein of 371 amino acids. The transcript has a single exon. Gene Ontology annotation, cellular component: membrane. Lineage: Eukaryota; Apicomplexa; Conoidasida; Eucoccidiorida; Sarcocystidae.